Haemorhous mexicanus (house finch) is the source of this 1760-nucleotide messenger RNA. RefSeq names its product methyltransferase 9, His-X-His N1(pi)-histidine (gene METTL9). The transcript is spliced from 5 exons. Gene Ontology annotation, molecular function: protein-L-histidine N-pros-methyltransferase activity. Lineage: Eukaryota; Metazoa; Chordata; Aves; Passeriformes; Fringillidae. The record is from RefSeq and is a predicted model, not a curated record. The coding region runs from base 418 to 1230 and encodes 270 amino acids.
UUCCCUCCCCUCAUCGUUCCGGGCUGGGCGACGGGGGCGGCACAGGGACCCCCCCCGUCCCCGGGGAGCUCCGCCGGGCAGGGGCGGGGGGAUCGGCGUGAGGAGCGGGGACCCCGGUGCGGGCUGAGGGGGCAGCGGGCCGGGCAGCGCAGACAAAGAGAGGGAACUCCUCUGUCCUGCGGUGAGAAAGUUGCCGUGCGCCCUCCCUGCGGAACGCGCCGCCGAGCGCUCCCGGGGCUGCGGGCUCGGGGGGCGCCGCGGGGGAGUCGCGGAGAGCCCGGCGGAACCGGCGCGGGAAGCAGCGCCUGUCCUGGCACCCGGAGCGGGGCGGGUCGGGGCCGGAGCUCCUCCCGGGAGAGAGGCACCCCGGGUUCUGGAUGUGCGCCCCGGGUUCUGGAUGUGCACCCCGCUUUUUCAAUGCACACCCCCGUUUGUCCGUGGUAUGUCUGCAACACUGAACAAUUGUCUGAAUCCCUUCAGCCUAUUUUUGUCCAGAGUUACCUUGACCAAGGAACACAGAUCUUCUUAAACAACAGCAUUGAGAAGUCAGGCUGGCUGUUUAUCCAGCUCUAUCACUCUUUCGUGUCCUCUAUUUUUAGCCUUUUUAUGUCCAGAACAUCUAUCAAUGGGCUACUGGGAAGGGGCUCAAUGUUUGUGUUUUCCCCAGAACAAUUUCAAAGACUGCUUAAAAUAAAUCCUGAAUGGAAAUCCCAUAGACUUCUUGAUUUAGGGGCUGGAGAUGGAGAAGUCACUAAAGUUAUGAGUCCUCACUUUGAAGAAAUCUAUGCCACUGAAUUGUCUGAAACGAUGAUAUGGCAGCUUCAGAAGAAGAAAUACAGGGUGCUUGGUGUAAAUGAAUGGCAAAACACAGGAUUUCAGUAUGAUGUUAUCAGCUGUUUGAAUUUGCUGGAUCGCUGUGAUCAACCACUGACUGUAUUAAAAGACAUUAGAAGUGUACUGGAGCCAACCAGAGGCAGAGUCAUCCUAGCACUGGUUCUGCCAUUUCACCCCUAUGUGGAAAAUGUAGGUGGCAAGUGGGAAAAGCCCUCAGAAGUUUUGGAAAUCAAAGGGCACACUUGGGAAGAGCAGGUGAACAGCCUGCCAGAAGUUUUCAGUAAAGCUGGUUUUGCCAUCGAGGCUUUCACCAGACUGCCCUACCUCUGUGAAGGUGACAUGUACAAUGACUACUACGUGCUGGAUGAUGCUGUCUUUGUCCUCAAGCCAGUGUAAGCCUGGGUGAAGUAAAGCUCCACAAUCUAACCCAAGAAGCAGCCUCUGAAAGAGGAUUUUGAUUUAUGGUUACUUAAAGGGAGGGAAUUUUGGGAUUGCCAUGCUAAAUAAAUACCAUGUAAGAAAUUUAAAGGCCAAAAUAAUAAUGUAUUUCUUUGUAGUGUGAUUAGUGGGGGGAGGAAGAAAAAGGUUGUUUUUUAAAUGGACUCCUCAGCUGAGUAUUUCUUUUUUACCAGCUCCUAAACCAACAUUGCAUUCUGCAAUCCAGCAGCAAUGGGGGAUAUUUUUUUAUAAUUACCUGCAACAGGGAUCAUAUCCAAACAAAAGCAAUAGUCUUUAUAAUGGUGAAACUGAUACAGUGUGAACUGUUGUGAAAGAAAUCAAGCAAAAUCUGGCAAUAAAGUUAUCCAUUCACUUCAAGCUUUGUUGAAUAAAACUGUUGAAAUGGAUAAUCUUCCAUGCUAAGUUACUGUCUCUCUUACUGUCAUUCUUCACGUUUUUAAUCAUGCUAAUAAACUUUUUUGAGAUGA